UUGCCAGACCAUAUCCAUGGGAACAGCGGAGCGUCCUCGACUGGCUACAAAGGUUGACUGGUUGGCAACAAAAGUUGUCGUCUUUAAUUUAGUCUAAAUACGAAUUUAACACAAGAAUGCGCCCGAGGUCAGCUGUAGAAAGUUGGGUGUCACCGUCAGCAGAGAUGCAUCAAAUCUCUGGCCAUAUAGAUCUGAGGCCUAUAACACAAGGGCUCACCAUCAUCCCUAGAGUCAAGAGUUCGUCUCGAACAUCCACAGGAGAUUUCUCCAGGAGGAACACUCUCAAAUCUGACUCUGCCUCCUCAGUGCAGUCGGUGGCAGAUGAGAACCUUUCUUUGGUGGACAUUGAGAACGUACUCUUGGAGAGAGUCAAGGACAGAAAAGAUGACUUGAAGGUUGCUUUUGAAGCCUUUGACCAAGAAGGCAACAAAACUGUCACCAAAGGAGAGUUCAGACGUGUCAUUGAGGGCUUUCUUGUUCCGCUCACAGAGUCUCAGUUUGAGGGUCUGUUGGCUGAGCUUGACUUAAGAGAAAAUGGAACAAUUCCCUAUAUGGAGUUUCUCAGAAGAUACUGCAAGGUUUCAUCUGCUGUGGGCAGAAUCUCAUCCAGGAGUGGAAGUUACAGUAACUUGUCACUUGGAGAACUACAGUGUCGUCUGAAAGAUAAGAUCGGAGGCAAUUUGAAAAACAUCACCAGGGCUUUUCGGCUGUUUGACUACAACAGUGAUGGGCACAUACAGCGACAUGAGCUGCGUAAAGUGCUAGAGGGAUACUGCUUUCCCAUGAGUCAGCUGGAAUUCCACAGACUAUGGUCACAUUAUAGCGUGAAUAAUGCUGACACAAUAUCUUACAAGGAUUUUCUUGAGCAGCUUGGUGUCGACUGUGAAAACUAUAGAAAAAUUGCACCAGAUUCUAUACAACUGGCACUGAAUUGGGAUGCUGUCAGUCGAACCACAACAAGACCUAAAAGUAAGACAAGCGUAAGGGCUUUUUCAGGCAAAUCCAGGGACACCUUGGAUGAAGCCCAGAUCAGGUUUUUGAGCAAAAUCAAGAAAAAUCACAGGCUUGUUGAAAAAGCUCUGCAGGCAUUUGACAUCACAGACAGUGGGUUUGUCUCCCAAGAGAAUCUCAGAUCUGUCCUCAGUAAUUUCCUCUUUCCCAUGGAUGAUAACAUCUUUAGGGAGUUAUUAAACAGAUUUGGAGUGAGCAGCACAGAGCCUGUGCAGUGGAGAAUAUUUCUUGGAUUGUUUAAGGAUGACAUAACAGCACAGAAAGAAUCUCCUCCAGCAACUCCAGAAACAUGCAGUAUUGAAGCAAUUUUAGCAAGACUACGUCGCCAUGUACUUAAUCAUCCUCUUGUGACAGAAGCCUUUCUGGACUUCGAUAAAAACAGAACAGGGUUUAUCAGUAGAGAUGAACUAUGCAGGGCUCUGGAGAGUCUCGAUUUGCAUCUGACCGUUGAGCAGUUCACAGCUCUUGCUGAUGUCUUGGAUGUGGAACAUACAGAUGUCAUAAAUUACCAGCAAUUUCUGGACUUCCUCCAUCACCAAAGGCCAAUUGAGCAGACACCAAAGCUCAAUAUAAAGGCUCCAGCAUGGGUAAACACAUUGCCUUCCACAGCAACAACAACAUGGAAUGCAGUGGAAGGGAUUUUGAUGGAGAAGCUCUCUGAGAACUAUGAUAUGCUGAUUGAAUCUAUCAUCAACACAACCCAAAACCAGAGUGACAUCAUCCCACUAGAAGACCUUAGGAGACUGAUCCAACAACACGGGCUACCGCUGUCUGAGCACCACUUCAGCAAGCUCUGCAAACCAUUUUUGGAGGGUGGAGGUGUGAACUACAAGCUGUUCUUGACAAGCUUGGGUGUUCCAGAGAGGAAUGAGGGCAUCCAAAUCAAUGAGAGGGAGGAAAAGAAACAUGAAGCCUGCAUGUUGAACAUAAAAGCACAAGCAGUAAAAGAUGUUGUCCUAAAGAAACUCAAGGACAGGUUUCAGAGGCAUGGGAUGACCCUUCAGGACUAUCUGAUGUCCACCAGGAAAAGCUCAACAGCAGCGCUCACUCUGAGAGAUUUUUGUAAGAUUCUGGAUGAUUGUGGUAUUUUCCUGGAAGGACUCCAGUUUCAGAUGCUUAUUGAGUCUCUUGGUUUUAAUUUGGGUCCAAUUUCUGUUACUGACUUUGUGGCCAAAUUUGAAGAAGUAACAAAACCAGAAAAGGACAAAGAUAAACCGACAAAAAACAUGCAAACUUCCACUCUUUUGACUGCAGAGGAUUGUCUAGGUCAACUUAAAAAGAGGAUCAAGGAAUAUCACGGGGAUGCUCUGACCGCUUUCCGUCUCAUGGACAAGAACCGAGAUGGCUUGGUUAAUCGGAUUGAUUUCAGGAGUCUGUUUGACAGCCUGAUGUUUGUAACCCAAGAGCGAGAGUAUCAGAGAUUGCUGGACCUGCUGGGCCUUACGCCCGGUGCCACACUCAACUACACUGACUUCUACAAAAAAGUCCUCUCUAGUGGCAAGAUGAAAUCACAUCACCAUGAUAACACCUUAGGAGAUGGGUGUCUUGACAUUGCAUGUGACCAAGUUCAUGACUAUCUAGCAGCCAUUGUGCACAAAAGAUCUUCGGAGCUCUCAAAGGCCUUUUGCCAGUUGGGUGACGAUGGUGAAAGCAUCAUGACCAAAAAUGAUCUAAAGCAGCUACUUUUUAAAUACUCCAUGCCGAUCACACCAAAUGAGUUUGAAAAACUCUGGCACAGAUAUGAUGAGGAGGGGAAGGGCUUCCUCACUCAGACAGCAUUUUUAAGAAAGUUUAAAGCCACAUCAGAUGAAGACAGUCAGUCGGACGCUUUACAGGAACAGCUCACAGAGAUUUCCACAACACCUGAUCUAGAGGUUAUGCUACAAAAUCUUAGGAAGUGGAUCGGGAGUGACUUUGAGAGUGUGAGUGGAAGCCUUGUGGUUCUGGAUAAAAACAAAGAUGGUUACGUGACUGUGACAGACCUGCUCUCUCUCCUGCGCAGACAUGGCUUUCAGCUAACAGAAACACAGCUCACAUGCCUACUGAACCUCCUUGGCUUUGAGGCUUGUCUGAAGGAGUUGCCGUACCUUGAUUUCCUAAAACAUCUCGCUGGACCUCCAGUCUCGAGUGGGACUGCAGUCGACCCUCCUCAAAGCUCGCCUAUGGGUUCUCCAGAACCAGUGGAGGAUGUUGAGGAGCUGAGUCCAGAAAGAGCCAUACAGAGAGUCAAGGAGCUGAUUACUGCUUCCUCAGAUACUCUCUACAAGGCCUUCUCUGCAUUUGAUAAGACUGGAGAUGGGAUGAUAACACAAACAGAGUUUCGGCAAGUGCUGGACCAUUUCUGCAUGUGUCUCUCAGAUGUGCAGUUCAGGAAGCUGCUGUCUGAGAUGAGACUGAGCGAAGGAGAGGAGAUUAUGAUUGACUGGAGGGAAUUCCUCCAAGUCUUCAACCUCCACACUCAAGAGACAGCAGAUGAAUGGCUGAAGAAAAUCCAUAAAAUGCGUUUUCCGAAUCAGACCCGACCUUUAGUCAUCUCUGACAUUUUGAGGCGAGUACAGGAGGUUGUGUCGGCCCGCAUAUACACUAUUACAAAGGAGAUGGUAGACCUCGACUACGCCAAUAUAAACACAAUCUCGAAAAUGGACUUUAAGACCAUUUGUGAUCGUCACUUCAUGAGGCUUACUGACGACCAGUUUCAAAACCUGUGGAAAAUGCUACCAGUUAAUGGCUUUGGAAAUCUGGAAUAUCGCGAGUUCCUGAAAAAGUUCAGUGGAGAACAGAAAGGCCUGGAAAAGGUUGCUAAAUCAUUACCAGGUUCAGCAAGAUCAACACUGGAGAGACCAGCAUCCCUCAGACGCCCCAAAACAGCACCCUGCACCUUUACUCGCUCUACGUCAUCAGUCUCAGAGCGACUUCAGAGGCCCUCCACGGCGAGCAGAAGGUCCACGCCACUGCUGAACUGUGAGGAUGUGGAGAUGAAGGUGCGUUCCAGGAUCCAGGACUGUUGGAGGCACAUCCAAAGGAGAUGCAGGCAGGCGGACCCUGAGAGAACAGGGGAGAUAGAUGUGGAUAUAUUCCUAGAGAUACUCCAGGGCCUCCAUAUUGAUCUGAGUCCGCCUGAGUUUAAGCAGCUGGCUGUCAAAUAUGACAUCAAAAACAGCGGACGUCUCUCUUACCCGGACUUUCUGCGGCACUUUGUGCUCAUGUUCAGCCCUCAGCUCAACACUUCAUCCUCCAGACUCAAACUGCAGCUCCCCACGACACCAAUGAGUCCCGGUCCACUUAGUGGAGAGUGUGUUGAAGCCAUGCUGAGAAUUUCCAGGCCUAUCCAGCUCUUCUGGAGGCAGAUGAGGCAAAAAUUCACCUCCUUUGACAAAGAACGCACUGGAAAGAUCUCUCUUCAGGACUUUAGAAAGGUUCUGAGACAGUACAGCAUGAAUCUAUCAGAGGAAGAAUUCUUUCAUUUCACAUCUUUUUUUGACAGUAACCUCUCAGGGAGGAUUUCAUACAAUGAUUUUCUGCGCAUUUUCCUAAAAUGAGCGAAAGUUUCCUUUGUUUUGAGUGUCAUAUUGCACUGCUUUAGCUACACUGAUGUCACAAAUGUUUUCAUACAAAAAUAAACAGAUUAUUCUGAUC
Megalobrama amblycephala (Wuchang bream) is the source of this 4647-nucleotide messenger RNA. RefSeq names its product EF-hand calcium binding domain 6 (gene efcab6). Gene Ontology annotation, molecular function: calcium ion binding. Gene Ontology annotation, cellular component: nucleoplasm. Lineage: Eukaryota; Metazoa; Chordata; Actinopteri; Cypriniformes; Xenocyprididae. The record is from RefSeq and is a predicted model, not a curated record. Bases 117 to 4550 code for a protein of 1477 amino acids. The transcript has 31 exons.